Metopolophium dirhodum (rose-grain aphid) is the source of this 539-nucleotide messenger RNA. RefSeq lists its product as uncharacterized. Lineage: Eukaryota; Metazoa; Arthropoda; Insecta; Hemiptera; Aphididae. The transcript is spliced from 4 exons. The record is from RefSeq and is a predicted model, not a curated record. The coding region runs from base 1 to 426 and encodes 141 amino acids.
AUGGUGAAAAGAAAAAGUUGGGUAUGGGAUUAUGCCAAACGUGAAGGUGAUCGCGCCUUUUGCGAUUUAUGUGACAGUGAAAGUGAUAGUGAAUAUUCUUCUGUAGGCAGCACUACAGGGUCUUUAAUAAGACAUUUACAAAAUUUUCAUAGUAUUAAACCACCUGCAGAAGAAUCUAUAGGAAAGAGCGUGCCCGAACCGGAAGAGAAAAAAUACUUCUACAACCAUGAGAGGGACAAACCAAAACACGACGCUGUAAGACAUCACCACAAACGUUUCAAAUCCGUUUUUUUUUUUUUACAAGUUUCGUACACUAAUGUAACGUACAUCAGGAUGCACCUUCACGUACUGCCAGCCAUUGAAAACUAUAACUGUAUCGACUCAAUAUAUCAGACACACUACACACAUGCCUAUCUCAUGAAAUAAGAGCCACCAACAACAUGCAAAAUAUGUGAUUAUCCAACUACUAUCAUACACAGUACCACAGAAUGCAGAGACUCAUAAGAGGCCCAACAAAAAUUCGACAUACUCGAGCCACC